ACAAUAACAGAACGGCCUAUGACGCGGGAUCCGCUCUCUGCUCUCUUCCUCCUCCAGCCUGCUCUCUUCCUCUCCAUCAAUCCCUCUCAGUAGACACCUACCUAGUCUAGCUUUUCUGCUUGCUUGCUGUCUGCGUCGACCGUUGUAUCGCGCGUGUCCACCUGGCCCAUCUGAUAACGCGAGUACACCUCAUUUGCAGCAGGACCUUUUUUUAGAUCCCCACCUCGCUACUCUCUCAUCUCGACCCCUCCUCCCGUUCAUCCCUAUCCUGCUGUGCGUCCAUAUCCGAUAAUGAAGGACAAGGACGACUACGGAUUCUCCCCGGCAUCACCCGCCUCGAGGUCUUUCUACCGCUUGCGCAGGUUCACAACCCGUCUAAGGCAGACCGUCGCCCGUCGCCGCGUCAUUGUCAUGCUCCUGGCGUUCCUGAUCCUCUACCACUUUGUUUCAGACACGGGACUUCCACUGCUGCCCAAAUUCAGAUGGGGCUCGAGCAGAUUCGUCAUCAUCCUCGCAGUGAAUCAAGGUGGCGGUGUCCGGCAAUGGAAGGGCGCAAAGGAGUGGGCUGUCGAGCGGACAAGUAUUGCAAACAAAAAGGCGUACGCUGAUCGCCAUGGCUACGAUCUCGCGAUUCAGGAUAUGUCGAUAAAGAAGCGGUAUGCGCACGAAUGGCGAGAAUCGUGGGAGAAAGUCGACGUCAUCCGCUCAACAAUGAAGCAAUACCCAAAAGCUGAAUGGUUCUGGUGGCUCGACCUGCACACCUACAUCAUGGAACCCGAUAUCUCUCUCGAACGUCAUGUUUUCAACAAAAUUGAAAACAACACCUACCGAAACUUGUCGGUCUAUAAUCCCUUGAACCUGCCCGUCAGCCUUCCUCACGUUGAGAAUCACCAUGACAUCAAUCUUGUCGUGCCGCAAGAUUGUGGUGGGUUCAACCUUGGCAGUUUCUUCGUUCGGAGAAGCGAAUGGACUGAUUUCCUGCUUGAUAUAUGGUGGGAUCCCGUCUUUUACGAGCAACGUCACAUGCAGUGGGAGCACAAAGAGCAAGAUGCCUUGGAACACAUGUACUCCAACCAAGCAUGGAUAAGGAGUGGCGUCUCCUUCAUCCCCCAACGCCUAAUCAACUCCUUCCCACCCGGCGCGUGCGCAGAGCAAGCUGGCGACCCCCGCAUUUUCUACGACGAAAAAGACCGCGACUUUGUCGUCAACAUGGCCGGCUGCGAAUGGGGACGUGACUGCUUUGCUGAGAUGGAGCAUUUCCAGAAACUCUCUGCCUCGCUGCAGACUAAAAGCCGAAAGUGGUUACCGUGGUAGGCGCGUUCAGAACACAUAUUUUGAUUUCUUGAAAUGGUCUGCAACGGAAGCAAAACUAUAGACUACAUAUUAUAGACACGACCGCGAGCUGUACUAUUUCUCUUUGGUCAAAUCACGCUUUUAUAUUUUUUGCCGUUCUUCAUUUUGCUUACUUGCUUUAUUUUUAUAUCUCUUUUCCUCCAUUUCAUUUCCGUUUUUUUGUGUGUGUUUUUCUGUGCUUGAGUUAUGCGGGAUCAUUACAUUGGGAAAAAUCAGUGGUUUGAUUUUGUACAGAUUUGCGAAAUUUUGUGUACAGUAUUAUAUAUUAUGUUAAUAAACACUCGAUAAACCAAAC
Molecule: messenger RNA, 1648 nt
Organism: Myxozyma melibiosi
Lineage: Eukaryota; Fungi; Ascomycota; Lipomycetes; Lipomycetales; Lipomycetaceae
Product: galactosyl transferase GMA12/MNN10 family-domain-containing protein
Exons: 2
Coding region: 292-1314 (340 amino acids)
Biological process (GO): protein N-linked glycosylation
Cellular component (GO): Golgi membrane
Molecular function (GO): glycosyltransferase activity
Source: RefSeq, a predicted model, not a curated record